This is a messenger RNA of Leptosomus discolor (cuckoo roller), 987 nucleotides long. The record is from RefSeq and is a predicted model, not a curated record. NCBI's taxonomy places the organism in Eukaryota, Metazoa, Chordata, Aves, Leptosomiformes, Leptosomidae.
UUAAAGAAUGCUGAUGAGUACACAGAUCUGCCUGUGAGACACAAUGAAGAUCAGUUGAACAGUGAACUGGCAAAACAUCUUCCAAUUGAAGUCAAUCCGCAUUCAUUUGACAGUUCACACACAAAAACACACCUCCUGCUGCAAGCCCACUUCAGUCAUGCCAUGCUGCCUUGCCCAGACUAUGCAACCGAUACAAAGACAGUGCUGGACCAAGCCAUUAGGAUAUGUCAGGCAAUGCUGGAUGUUGCAGCACAUCAUGGCUGGCUGGUGACUGCUCUGAAUAUAACCAAUCUGGUGCAGAUGGUGGUUCAGGGGAGAUGGAUACAUGACUCUUCCCUGCUUACUUUGCCCAAUAUAGAGCUACAACACCUUUACCUUUUUCGGUAUUGUCUUCCUGAACUAAUGGCUGCCUGCGAAGGAAAAGAGAAUGUUUUUGCUUCCAUUGUGGACAGUGAGUUGCAAUCAGCACACGUUUCACAGGCCUGGAAUUUCUUGUGCCGUUUGCCAAUUCUGAACGUCAGCCUGAGCAUUAAGGGCUGUUGGGAUGACCCAGUUCAGCCGCAGAACGAAGUGCCUGUUCCUCUUUUGACAACGGACACGCGAGAUGACAAAAGAUGGAUCAGAUUACAUGCUGAUCAAGAGUAUGUGCUCCAAAUAAAUCUGCAGAGAACCCAGAUGGGGUAUCAGGGAAAGCAAGACAGUAAAGCAGUGGCUCCGCGAUUCCCCAAAGUUAAAGAUGAAGGCUGGUUUUUGAUAUUGGGAGAAGUCGAUAAAAAAGAACUCAUCGCCCUGAAAAGAACUGGAUAUGUCAGAAAUCGAAAUACUGUUUCUGUUGCUUUUUAUACUCCAGAAACUCCUGGAAAGUGUAUCUACACAUUGUAUCUCAUGAGUGACAGUUACCUUGGCAUGGACCAACAGUACGAUAUUUACCUGAACAUCAUACCAGCCAGCACUUCAGCACAAGUCACAACAGAGGUGUCUGAUGCU